GUCUUGUCUAGCACCCGGUCCACAGCGCAGCAGUGAGCACGCAUCUAUGAAGAAUAUAAACAACGCUACCAGUAGAGCGCGGAAUUAAAAAAUGUUCGAUAUGAUUUGGUAGUAUCAGUUCAUCCUAAGUAAAACUACUAUUCGUUGUUUGUGCAAGUUGAUAUUCAAGUUCAAUAUAUCCAAACUUGUCUUCAUUAUGAACAAGUCCGGACUUACUGUGAACAAAACAUUGAAAUAUUUACCUGAAAGGCCACCUGUGGAUAUUGAAUUCCAGGAUUUAAGUUUCAGUGUACCUGUUGGAAGAAAAACUUCAAAACUCAUCCUCAAAAGUAUCAGUGGCAACUUUCGAUCAGGCCAAGUGACAGCUAUUUUAGGGCCUUCAGGAUCAGGAAAAAGUUCACUACUUAAUAUACUAGCAGGAUACAAAACAGAUGACACUACGGGUAACAUAUUUAUCAAUGGAGAAAGAAGGGAUGUGGACAAAUUCAGCAGGAUAUCGAGAUAUAUUAUGCAAGAUGAUCACAUUCAACCUUACCUCACAGUGCUGGAGUCAAUGACUGUUGCUGCAGAUCUUAAGUUAGGGAGUUAUGAAACCAAAGAAAAUAAAGGAAAUAUGAUCAACGAAAUAUUGGAUUUAUUAAAUCUCAGCCGUUCUAAAGCUACUCGAGCUAAAAACCUAUCUGGAGGAGAACGUAAGCGAUUAUCGGUAGCCUUAGAAUUGCUGAAUAAUCCACCUGUGAUAUUUUUGGACGAACCCACGACUGGUUUAGAUGACGUGGCAUGUUCGCAGUGCAUAGGAUUAUUGAAACUUUUAGCUUUAGGAGGAAGGACUGUGAUAUGCUCUCUGCACACACCAAGUGCGAAACUGUUUUCAGUUUUUGAUAAUGUGUAUAUACUGAGUCAGGGACAAUGUGCUUAUCAAGGCUGUGGAUCAGAGGUAGUUCCUUAUCUUGAAAAAAUAGGACUUGUUUGUCCAAUUUCAUAUAAUCCAGCCGAUUUCAUUCUGGAAGUUUGCAAUCAAGAGUAUGGAGAUUUCCAGAAAAAGCUAGUGGCUUCGAGCGAAAAUGGCCUCAACAUGAACUAUGUUAAAGAAUAUGCUGUAAAGAAUCAAAUGAACGAUGAGUCGAUGAACAAGAUCAAGAAAUAUGAAGAUCCCCAUCAUAAAAAACAUAUCGAAGAUAGGGGAUCUACUUUUUGGCAGCAGAUUUCAAUUCUCACAAUGAGAAUAUGGAUUCAAACUUGGAGAGAUAAGAGUGGUCUUCUACUGAGAACAUUUAUUCACCUAUUCUUGGGGAUACUCAUUGGCAACGUCUACAUCGGAAUGGGUAACGAUGGAUCAAAAAGUUUAUACCUUUUUGGAUUUUUUUACGUUUGCAUCAUAUUCUGUAUGUUUGUUCCUAUGGUUCCAUUUUUACUGUGGGUUCCAAUGGAGAUGAGAAUUUUAAAAAGAGAAUAUUUCAAUAGAUGGUAUGGACUGGGAUCCUAUUAUUUAGCAGUUACAAUAGCGAAUGUCCCCAUACAAAUGGUUUUACUUGGUAUAUAUGUUGCACUUACAUAUACAUUGACGUCACAACCAAUGGACAUUUACAGAAUUGUAUUAUUCUACAUCAUAUGCUUCUUAACAGCAAUGGUGGCUGAGAGCUACGGUAUAAUAAUGGGUGUAAUAUUCAAUAUUGUGAAUGCCCUCUUUCUUGGAACAACCUCUAAGGUACCAAUGAUGCUGCUCGCUACGUACGGUUUUGGAUCUGGCUAUGACGCAAUACCAGGAUGGAUACGCUUUUCAAUGUACUUCGAUUACCUCCGUUAUUCCAUGGAGGGACUCAUGGCUACCAUGCUGAGAAAUAGAGAAAUAAUACCUUGCCCAGAAGAAGAAGACUGGUGUCUCUACACUGAUGUCAGCUAUUUCUUGAGGAGCAUGGGGAUGGAAAAUUCCAUUAUAUGGGUCGACAUAGUGGCUCUAGUCAUUUUUCUGAUAGUUUUCAGGAUUGUAGGUUUCUAUUUACUCAAACAGAGGCUACGGCCUAACAAAUACUUGAAAGCUGUAUAUGUGGUGGCGAAAUUGGUUAAAUCACAUUUUGGACCUUGAAAAGUCUUGAGAUUUUAUCGAAUUGUUGCUCAUUCAAAGAAUGUCGAGGUAGAGAGGUGCUAUAGAACCCCGGAGUAUGGUUGUAUUUGAAAAUAAAAAUUAUAACAAAGAGACCAUGGAUGUUGUUCUCCAAUGAAAACUCAAGACCUAAUUAAAAGCUACAAUCAUUGGAUUUUAUGUAAAUUCUUAUAAUAAAAAAUAAGACAUGUCUAUUUAUAAAUAAAAUAAGGUACUUAUAUGAAA
Molecule: messenger RNA, 2329 nt
Organism: Coccinella septempunctata (seven-spotted ladybird)
Lineage: Eukaryota; Metazoa; Arthropoda; Insecta; Coleoptera; Coccinellidae
Product: ATP-binding cassette sub-family G member 1-like
Exons: 9
Coding region: 197-2086 (629 amino acids)
Cellular component (GO): plasma membrane
Molecular function (GO): ATP hydrolysis activity; ATP binding; ABC-type transporter activity
Source: RefSeq, a predicted model, not a curated record